AUGCAGGAGGAAGCCCGAAGACUUGUCCGCAUCCAACUGGUGUUUGAAGACGCCUCGGGCGGCCUUCGUCCUCAAACAAAAAACUUCGAAGACUUGGACAUGUUGGCCGGGGAGCUGAAACUCAAGAGCGAACUGUGGGAGGCGGUCUGCGAGGCCGACGAACAUUUGGACAACUGCAGCACAGACACCAUCCGCUCCGUGGAUCUGGACAAGAUGGGCGAGGUGGCCAGCCACGUCGACGCAGUGGUGGAGAACAUCCGCCCAUGCACCACUCAAGUGGUUGGGGGCUUCGAGCUCGAGCGACUAGAGAAGUUACAAGCCACUCUACAUGGUCUAGCGCCGGUGAUCCGCGAUCUACGCAACCCGCACUUGGCGGAGCGGCACUGGAGCAAACUCGAGCACAAGAUGCAAUUGCAACAGCUUCUUGAAGUGAACGCUGUCGGCCACGGUACAGCGAUCCGACACGUGUCUGAAGAAGCCUCGGCUGAAGCUGCGAUCGCUGGGAGCUUUAUGAGCGUUGUGCGUACGUGGGAAGCUCAGGAGAUCCCAGUAGAAGCGAGAAAAGACCGCGACGGACGUGACGUUUACUGUAUUGGCGACUGUGUCGAGCUUUCGUCUCUUAUCGAGGAGAGUCAGGUGCUUCUCCGAGUCAUGGAUCUGUCCACGUACUCUCUCGUGGUGCAGGAGCGACUGCCGAAGAUGAUUUCGGAUCUCGAUCAUACGAAGGCGUCACUGGAGCUGCUGCAGGUGUGUCAACGCAAAUGGGACUACACCCAGCGGUUAGUGUCAAUCGACUUCGCGCGGACUUUUCCAGACCAAGCCAAGCAGCUACAGAAGCACGACACGGCGUGGCGUUCGUUGACUCUUAACCUGUUCAAUCGCUCACUGUGUCUGCCGUUUGGGGUUAAUACGGAGCAUCGUCAGACGCUGCAAGUGAUUCUGGAAGGAUUCGAAGGCGCGGUGAAAACGUUGGCGGAUCAUCUUGAGAUCAAGCGUCAGGUGUUCCCCGCCUUCUUCCAGCUCUCCGACUUGGAGCUGGCUACGCUGCUGUCCAAGUGUCGAGAUGUGGGCUGCAUCCCGUCUUUCCUGUAUCAAUGCUUUGAUAAUGUUGGACGCAUAGUUUUCGGGGUUCGAGACGGAUUCCAAGAUAUUCUCCAGAUAACAUCCCGAGUCCAUGGCGACGCUGAAACGAUCCCCAUGGGCAAGAACCUGAAAGCACGAGGGCCGGUGGAGCAGUGGCUGGCUGCGGUGGAGAAACGACUAGCAGAACAACUGCGCCGAUCCACGAAACAAGCGAUCGAGAUGCUCGCUCGAUACGAGAGCCCUCAGCCUAAUGCGGCCGCUCCAAAGAUCGACCUCACCCGCUUCUCAAUCCAGGUGCGUGAUCAAAACCUUGAAAUUAUUUGGGUGAAGCAACUAACAUUUUCAUUAUUUUAG
Molecule: messenger RNA, 1437 nt
Organism: Phytophthora sojae
Lineage: Eukaryota; Oomycota; Peronosporomycetes; Peronosporales; Peronosporaceae
Exons: 5
Coding region: 1-1437 (478 amino acids)
Source: RefSeq, a predicted model, not a curated record